Sungouiella intermedia is the source of this 948-nucleotide messenger RNA. NCBI's taxonomy places the organism in Eukaryota, Fungi, Ascomycota, Pichiomycetes, Serinales, Metschnikowiaceae. The record is from the annotation of a GenBank genome assembly.
AUGAAGUUGAACUCAGGUUAUGAUAUGCCUCAGAUUGGCUACGGAACCUGGAAGAUCCCAAAAGAUAUCUGCGCAGAGAAAGUCUACAAUGCCGUGAAAGCUGGCUAUAGAUUAUUUGAUGGUGCUCAAGAUUACGCCAACGAAAAGGAGGUCGGUGAUGGGUUGAAAAGAGUCAUCGACGAGGGAAUCGUCAAGCGUGAAGAUUUGUUCAUUGUUCUGAAGCUCUGGAACAGUUUUCACCAUCCAGACAAUGUCGAAGCUGCGCUUGACAGAACGUUAAGUGACUUGAAACUUGACUACUUGGACUUGUUCUUGAUCCACUUUCCAAUCGCUUUCAAAUUUGUGCCUUUCGAGGUGAAAUAUCCUCCCGGUACAUACUGCGGAGAUGGAGACAAAAUUGUGUUGGAGAAGGUGCCAAUCUUGGAUACAUGGAAGACACUUGAGCGGUUGGUUUCAAGCGGAAAAAUCAGAUCCAUCGGCGUUUCUAACUUUAAUGGUGCAGUAUUGAUGGACUUGCUCAGUGGUGCAACCAUCCCUCCAGCAGUUCUCCAGAUUGAGCACCACCCAUACUUGCAACAACCCAACUUGAUUAAUUGGACACAGAGCAACGGAAUAGUCGUCACAGCAUACUCAUCAUUUGGUCCACAAUCUUUCCUUGAAAUGAAGUAUCCCAAGGCUGAGAAUUGUGUGCCUUUAUUUGCUGAAAAGACCAUCACCAGAAUCGCAGAGAAACACUCGGUGAAACCUUCGCAGGUUUUGCUUAGAUGGUCAACCCAGAACAACAUCGCUGUGAUUCCAAAGGGAGACUUGCCUGAACAUUUGGAAUUGAAUAUGAACUCCACGGGAUUUGAUCUUGAUGAUCAAGAUUUGAAGGACAUAGAGAAGUUGGAUAUUGGAGUUCGUUUCAACGAUGCAUGGGAAUGGGCAGGGGUUCCAACAUUCUAUUAG